Molecule: messenger RNA, 1427 nt
Organism: Magallana angulata
Lineage: Eukaryota; Metazoa; Mollusca; Bivalvia; Ostreida; Ostreidae
Exons: 1
Coding region: 137-1114 (325 amino acids)
Biological process (GO): regulation of DNA-templated transcription; regulation of apoptotic process
Molecular function (GO): protease binding; DNA binding; death domain binding
Source: RefSeq, a predicted model, not a curated record
UACAGUCAAGGAGGAGUCUACAGUCAAGGAGCAGUCUACAGUCAAUGACGUCAUACGAUUACACACACCAAGUGAUCUAAAUUGUAUAUAAACUUAAAUCAAUUUGGAAAUUUUACCAGUUCUUGUCGUCAGCAAGAUGGAGCAAAAACACCAAGAUCUCAUCAAAGCAAACUACUCUACAUUGGUAAAAAAGAUGAUGUCUGGUUCAGUAGCAGGACACUUAUACGCUUCGCACAUUAUUACAGAUGAAAUGAGACAGAAAAUAGAAGCCGAAAAGACCAGUUAUGACAAAAACAGGAAACUAUUAAACAUUAUUUUGCGUCGAGGUUCUACUGCUUUUAUGGGACUCCGAAAGGCAUUACUCAAAGCUAACCAAGGCGACCUAUCAAGACUCCUGAUGAACACUGAUGAAGAUUCAAAAACCGAAUACGAAAAGAAGUUAGCCAUGGCAAGGUCGUUAGUGAUCAACAUGAAAGACAGGGGUACGUCUGAAUCUAAAAAAGACAAGCGUUUGCAGGAGCAAAGAUGCAGAAUACCAUUAGAUGACGUAAACGACCUCUUCCUCACUGUCAUGCCUUACAAGGGGAUACUUUACAUACAUAUCCGACACCUUGCAGAGUCCCACGGCCGACUCAUUGCCACAAAGAAGGGGGUUACCUUUCCUUUCGACCGAUGGUUAAAGUUUGAAGCUCUUUUACCAGAUAUCCAAAGCUACAUCGACAAUGUCGGACAAGAAAAUGACGAAGCACAGUGGCAUGUUGGCGGAGGAGUGUUCGUUUCGUUAUCACCGAACAAUCCUACAGUAGACAUAAGACAUUUCUGGAAACCAGAUGACGCUACACAACCAGUCCCAACAAAGAAAGGAGUCACACUAAACAGGAACAAGUUGGCAAGACUUGACUAUGCUGUCGAAGAGAUGCAUGAGUAUGUUCCGGAGUUAAAAGACGUAGAACUUUGCAUGCUGAGCGAGUCUCACCAGAAUCAACUUGGAAUGCUUAACUGUCCCGAAUGUACUCCUUUCGGAUAUGACCCACAAGAGACUCUACCCUCCUCCAUGGAAUGUAACCCUGGAGAUUCUCAAGAUCUAAUGAACAGGGAGCGUGAUUUUGAAUGACAACUUUUUAAAUUAAUAAUUUACGUUUGGUGGCUAAGAUAUAUAUCUAUACAUCUAUUCAUAUAAAUAUAUCUAUACAUGUAUAUAUUAUGUAUGAAAACAUUGUAUUAUAACAAAAAUAAAAUGAUAAUCGACCAAACAAGACUUGUGUUUUGCUAUAAAACUGUGCUCUUAGAAUCAUGUAGAUAGUUUGUGUCAAGUAUGUCAAACUACACGGAUUACUUACGGGAGCUUUAUUAUACACCCGGUAAACCAGGCGCAUUUGCUGGUCCCGAAAAAUUGUAUCAAGCUGUAAAAUCAGAGGGCAAAUAUA